This is a messenger RNA of Gamsiella multidivaricata, 570 nucleotides long. RefSeq lists its product as uncharacterized. Lineage: Eukaryota; Fungi; Mortierellomycota; Mortierellomycetes; Mortierellales; Mortierellaceae. The record is from RefSeq and is a predicted model, not a curated record. The transcript has 2 exons. The coding region runs from base 1 to 570 and encodes 189 amino acids.
AUGACAAGCAAUGCGAAUGCCUUGUCAUCAACCUCACCAUCCAGUUCAAGCAGCUUGCGUUAUCGCAUCACCAGCCGCACCAUCUGCCGGAGCGAUAUGGACUUCAUCUCGAUCAAAUAUCCAGUCGCAGGACUCACUACAGCAGAAGCCCGAGCCCAAGUGCUCUGCGUCGUGGAGGUGAAACAUCAUGCUUCGGAAACCAGCAGCUUCCCUCAGCUCAUUGCAGGGAUGUACACAGUCUUGGAAAGUUGUCUUGUUGUGCAUAAUGCCUUACCUUCUCCCCAAACAAGUAUGUAUUUCGGGAUAUCGACAGACUAUGCAACAUGGGUCACGUUCCGGAGUACCCUCCAGAGGUUGCCCUCAGGAAGCCUGACCAUGUUCAAGGUGCAAAAAGCAACGGUUGCGCAAAACUUGUCUUUUGCGCCAACAACUAAAGAAGGCAAAGCACGCGUUUUGAGCCUACUCGGCAAGGUGUUGUCAUUCUUCUCUGUGAUCUACGCUUGGUCUGCAUCCGAUGUGAACGUGGGAAAGACCGGGAACAAGGGAGCCGGAAAGGCCAGGAAAACGUGA